GGCAAAUAGAUCUAGUUUGUAUCUCACAUUUUUUUUCAAAAUAUAAAAAUAGUUGCAACAUAUUUUUCUAUGUCUAAACGGAGGAUAGAUAUUGUAGGUGGUAGUGUUUCCAAAAAAAGAAGUGAUGAAAAUAUGACCAAUGGUUCUAAAGAUUUUGCUGAGAUGGCCAGACUUGCUGCUGCUAACAUAAAUCAGUUGAUUACUGAUCCAAGAAAAGAUAACAUUAUCAAUCCAUACACAAACCGUGCUUAUUCUCAACGUUACCAAGAUUUACUUAAGAAACGUAGAACUUUGCCAGUCUGGGAAUAUAAAGAUAGGUUUAUAGAAACUUUGGACAAAAAUAAAAUUUUGGUUUUGGUUGGAGAAACUGGAAGUGGAAAAACAACACAAAUCCCACAAUGGUGUCUUGAAUACCUCCGUGGCAAAAGAUUGACAGAAAUGGGUCCAGGUAAAAAGGGGGUAGCUUGCACCCAACCCAGGAGAGUGGCAGCAAUGAGUGUGGCCCAAAGAGUGAGUGAGGAGAUGGAUUGUGUUCUAGGACAAGAAGUUGGUUAUACUAUAAGAUUUGAAGACUGCACUUGUGCUCGUACCCUUUUAAAGUACAUGACAGAUGGUAUGUUAUUGAGAGAAGGUAUGAGUGACCCCUUGUUAGAAAGUUAUGGCGUUAUAAUACUCGAUGAAGCCCACGAGAGAACACUCGCCACCGACAUUCUCAUGGGUCUUUUGAAGGAAAUUUCGAGUCAAAGGUCCUCGGAUUUAAAGAUCGUUGUUAUGAGCGCCACAUUGGAUGCUGGAAAAUUUCAAUCGUAUUUUGACAAUGCACCUCUAUUGACAGUACCUGGUCGGACCCACCCGGUGGAGAUAUUUUACACACCAGAGCCAGAACGCGAUUACCUUGAGGCCGCUAUAAGGACCGUCUUACAAAUCCAUGUUUGUGAGGAAGGGUCUGGGGAUAUUUUGCUAUUCCUCACGGGCCAAGAAGAAAUAGAAGACGCAUGUAAACGCCUCAAAAAGGAGAUCGAUAACCUUGGACCAGAGAUUGGAGAACUUAAGUCUAUCCCCCUUUACUCAACCCUCCCUCCCAAUCUACAGCAAAGAAUUUUCGAGGCCCCACCCCCACCUAGGGCCAGCAAUGGGGCUAUAGGCCGGAAAGUAAUUGUGUCGACCAAUAUUGCCGAAACUUCACUCACAAUAGAUGGGGUAGUAUAUGUUAUAGACCCUGGGUUUAGCAAGCAAAAAGUUUACAACCCACGUAUUCGUGUGGAGUCAUUGUUAGUUUCUCCCAUAAGCAAAGCUUCAAGCCAGCAGAGGGCUGGUAGGGCUGGACGUACUAUGCCUGGAAAAUGUUUCCGACUCUACACUGAGGUGGCCUUCAAGAAGGAUAUGCAAGAUAAUACUUACCCCGAAAUUCUGAGAUCGAAUCUAGGUUCGGUCGUUUUGCAACUAAAGAAACUGGGUAUUGACGAUUUGGUGCAUUUCGACUUCAUGGAUCCUCCUGCUCCCGAAACACUUAUGAGAGCUCUCGAACUUCUCAAUUAUCUGGGUGCCUUAAACGACGAAGGAGACCUAACUGACCUUGGUUCUAUAAUGGCCGAAUUCCCGCUAGACCCACAACUGGCUAAAAUGCUCAUUUCGAGCUGCGAUCUCAAUUGUUCUAACGAAGUCUUGUCCAUUACUGCCAUGCUUUCAGUACCCCAAUGUUUUGUCCGGCCUGUUGAUAUGAGGAAAGCCGCCGACGAAGCUAAAAUGAAUUUCGCGCACAUAGAUGGUGAUCAUCUAUCCUUACUCAACGUUUAUCAUGCCUUUAAACAAAAUAACGAAGACGUCCAAUGGUGUUACGACCAUUUUAUAAAUUAUCGAUCCCUGAAGAGUGCCGACAAUGUCCGAGUACAACUCGCCCGCAUUAUGGACCGAUUCAACCUUCGAAGGGUUAGUACUGACUUCAAUUCAAGAGAAUACUAUUCUAAUAUACGAAAGGCCAUGGUAUCGGGAUUUUUCAUGCAGGUUGCCCACCUGGAAAGGACAGGUCAUUAUUUAACUGUCAAGGAUAAUCAAGUUGUUCAAAUACACCCUUCCACUUGCUUGGACCACAAACCAGAAUGGCUUCUUUACAACGAAUUCGUGCUUACCACUAAAAAUUACAUUAGAACUGUGACCGAUAUUAGACCCGAAUGGUUAUUAAAAUACGCCACGACAUAUUACGAUUUAGAUAAUUUCCCUUCUUGCGAAGCUAAAAGGCAGCUCGAAAUUAUCAAAGGUAAACUCGAUUCCAAACAGUUUCAAGAAGGAUUUUAAAACUACCUUUUUUAUAUCAAAAUUUUACAUUAUAUAAAUACAAUUCCGUGAAUAAAUUCUGUUGGAUUGCAAAAUAUUAUAAGGUCGUUCCCAUUAAUGUUUUAUGUAUGCUUG
Gordionus sp. m RMFG-2023 is the source of this 2409-nucleotide messenger RNA. Its product is annotated as putative pre-mRNA-splicing factor ATP-dependent RNA helicase PRP1. Gene Ontology annotation, cellular component: intracellular anatomical structure; spliceosomal complex. The coding region runs from base 70 to 2295 and encodes 741 amino acids. The record is from RefSeq and is a predicted model, not a curated record. Lineage: Eukaryota; Metazoa; Nematomorpha; Gordioida; Chordodea; Parachordodidae. The transcript has 13 exons. Gene Ontology annotation, molecular function: ATP binding; RNA helicase activity; RNA binding.